AGAGAGGAGUAAUGAAGGUGUUGGUGACGGGGGCGUCGGGAUAUUUGGGGGGGCGACUCUGCGCCGCGCUCCUCCGCGACGGCCACUGCGUCCGCGCCUUCGUGCGCCGCACCAGCGACCUCGGCGCCCUCCCUAUCUCUUCUUCUUCUUCUACUGCUACUGCUACGUCGUCGUCGUCGUCGUCGUCGUCGCUCGAGCUCGCCUAUGGCGACGUCACCGACCUCCCCUCCCUCCUCCGCGCCUGCGACGGCUGCGACGCCCUCUUCCACGCCGCCGCCCUCGUCGAGCCAUGGCUCCCCGACCCCUCCCGCUUCUUCUCCGUUAAUGUAGGAGGACUAGAAAAUGUGCUGCGAGCUGUCAAAGAAACAAAGACUAUACAGAAGCUAAUAUACACUUCAUCAUUCUUUGCUCUCGGCCCUACAGAUGGAUCUGUUGCUGAUGAGAAACAGAUGCAUCAAGGAAAGGUAUUCUGCACAGAAUAUGAGAAGUCCAAGGUCCUUGCAGAUAGGAUUGCUCUACAGGCUGCAGCAGAUGGAGUACCGAUUGUUCUUGUGUAUCCAGGAGUCAUUUAUGGCCCAGGGAAACUCACAACCGGCAAUAUUGUUGCACACAUUAUAAUCGAACGCUUUAAUUGGCGGUUACCUGGUUACGUAGGCGAUGGGAACAACAUGUCCUUUUGUCAUGUGGACGAUGUGGUUAAUGGACAUAUUGCGGCUUUGCACAAGGGAAGAGUCGGCGAGAGAUACCUUCUAACCGGAGAAAAUGCAUCUUUUAUUCAAGUUUUCGACAUGGCCGCUACCAUUACUAAGACAAAUAGACCACUCUUCCACAUUCCUUUGUCGUUGAUAAAUAUCUACGGGUGGAUAUCAGUAUUCUUCUCUCGAAUCACCGGAAAGCUUCCUCUGAUUAGCUAUCCAACAGUUAGGGUUUUGGGACAUCAAUGGGCUUAUUCCUGCGCGAAAGCAAAAGAAGAGUUGGGUUAUAGCCCUAGAGGCUUGAAUGAAGGGCUAGUGGAGAUUCUCUCAUGGCUUAAAAGCUCAGGACUGAUAACAUACUAAAACUGGCUUAUUCUAGUUACUUUUUGGCUAGCUCCAAAGAGCACGCACUAUUAGCCAUUCACCGAGGGAGAAGCCCAGGGAGAAACUUGUAUCAUAUUCAAACUGGUUAAGCUUUGCCGCAGUCAGACUUUACUUACGCACCAUGUAAAUUGCAUUUCAUGGUUUUAAGUUACAUAACAAUGUCUUAUGGUUAUGGAGUUGCAUGACAUUAAGCUAGUGGAGGUCUAUGAUAUUGCAGAUGUGAUAUUUCGGAAUUUAAUCAAAUCCCAGCUGCGCUGUUGUUGUUAAUUUUAUUAUUGAAAUUUCCUUUGUUCAGACAA
Messenger RNA from Ananas comosus (pineapple), 1378 nucleotides. RefSeq names its product 3 beta-hydroxysteroid dehydrogenase/Delta 5-->4-isomerase. The record is from RefSeq and is a predicted model, not a curated record. Bases 12 to 1058 code for a protein of 348 amino acids. NCBI's taxonomy places the organism in Eukaryota, Viridiplantae, Streptophyta, Magnoliopsida, Poales, Bromeliaceae. The transcript is spliced from 5 exons.